UUAUUUACAAACUAAAAUGAACCAAAUUCGAUUUGGACUUGAACCGUUGCCUGGAUCUACACAUGACUCAUGUGCCAUGUGCAGCAAUUCAAGGGCAUUUCAUAAAUGUUUAUAUCAAAAUGGAUUUAAUUGCAUUUUUAUUCACUAAGAUUCUUAAUAAAAGUCAAUGACUACUAGUCUUAAUUUAACCUAAUCCCAUUUUCAAUCUUGUUCAGUCCUGCAAUCUUUGAUUCAGAAACCAAAUAUGGAGUUGGGGACAUUAAUGACUGUUGCUCAAAAUCUGUUUACUGCCCUGCAAUGUUCCGAGCUUAGAGACAUUUGUUCCAUCCUGGGUUACAAUUCUCAACUUGAUGGCCUGCAGGAAACUGUGUGCACCCUCAGGACUGUGCUAAAAGAUGCAGAGAACAAGCAAGACCUAAUCCCUCAUGAAUCACUACUCUUGAUUCAACAGCUCAAAAACGUUCUUUAUGAUGUCGAUGAUCUGCUCGAUGAGAUUAUUACGCUUGCUCGACAAAAUGGGCAAAUCGAGGGUAAAGUAGCCUUCGACAAGGUGCACAUAUUGUUUUCUCGUUUCGUUUAUGGUAUGUCUGAUGGUGUUCAGAAAAUCAGAGAGAAGUUGGAUGCUGUUGGCAUUGAUCAUAAUCAAUUAGGCUUCCAAGUUGACUCUGAGCCUAUCAAGACGAGAAGGGAGGAAACCUGUUAUUACCUGUUUGGAGGUAAUGUCAUUGGAAGAGAGGAUGAUGUAGAAAAGAUAGUAAGUUUUUUGCUGAAUCCGAACACUUAUAAUAAUGUUUCUGUGCUUACUAUUGUGGGGAUGGAAGGGUUCGGAAAAACAGCUCUUUCUCGACUUGUCUAUAAUGACGCAAGAGUCACAAACCCGACUAAAUUUUCAUUGAGGUCAUGGACUUGUGUCUCUAAUCACGAUCAAACACAGUUUGACGUAGACGAGAUUUUUCGUGACAUUCUGGCUUCAGCAACUGGUGAGAAUCAAGAAGAAUCCACUUCAGAUUGGGUGCAAACCCAACUUCGGCAUAAACUUGCUAACAACAGAUAUCUUCUUGUCUUAGAGGAUGUAUGGACGGAUAAUCAAGAUCACUGGCUUAAACUGGCAGAGUACUUAUUGAAAGGUCAGAGGGGAAGUCGGAUUGUGGUAACUACACGUUCACACGAAACUGCAAGAAUUAUAGGUGGGGAUUACACACAUGAACUGCAAGGUUUAUCAAAGAAGAAUGCAUGGUGCUUGUUUCGAAACAUAGCAUUUGGAUUGGAACAAUCAAGCUCCUAUGAGGAUUUUGUCGAGAUUGGACAAGAAAUUGUUGAAACAUCAUGUGCAAGAAUCCCUCUUGCUUUACGGUUUGCAGGAAGUCUAUUGUAUGGUCAAGAUAAGAGUCAAUGGGUACUAUUUCAGAAGUUUGGUUUCAGAGGUUGCCAAAAAGACAUCAAGUCUAUAUUGAAACUUAGUUACCAUCAACUCGAGACCCCACUAAAGAGUUGCUUUGCUUUUUGUGCGUUAUUCCCUAAAGACUUUGUGAUACGGAAAGAGUUGUUGUUAAGCCUCUGGAUGGCACAAGGAUACAUUGUUCCGGGGAGUGAUUGUCAAAGAAUGGAAAAUGUUGCCGAAGAGUAUUUUUCAAUUUUAUUGAAAAGAUGUAUUUUCCAAGAUGUAACCCAUGAUGAGUACGGUGAGAUUUUCUCCUGUAAGUUGCACAAUUUGAUGCACGAUAUGGCUGAACAAGUAGUAGGAAAAGAAGUGUGUGUAAAGUCCGUAGUCAUCAACAAUUUGGAUGAAGAAGUUCGACAUCUAUCACUUAAACGAGGUAUAUCUUCCCAUUCCCAAUAUGUUUUCAAUAAGUCCCACAUUCGUUCGUUUUUUUCUGUCAACAAAUGGUGUGUAGAAUUAAAGAUUGAAAACUUCUCUUUGGAUUCACUACUGGAAAAUUGGAAGUGCCUAAGGGCGUUGGACUUGAGCGAUUCAGACAUGAAAACUUUACCCGAAUCAAUUGGUGAACUUUUGCAUUUAAGGUUCUUAGAUCUUUCCGGAAAUGAAUAUUUGGAGAUGCUCCCUACAUCAAUUGUUAAAUUAUAUAAUCUGCAGACAUUGAAAUUAACAGAUUGCAGAAGAUUGAAAGAGUUGCCACAUGAUUUGAGCAAACUGAUCAGCCUCAGGAUAUUGGACACAAAGAACUGUUAUGAGCUGACCCAUAUGCCUGUGGGAAUGGGUAAGUUGAGUUUUCUUUAUAUGUUAACAAGGUUUGAAGUGGGUGGAAGAAGUUUAAAUUGGGAGCAAUUUUUUGAUGAAUUGAAUGAAAUUAAAGAUCUGAAUAACUUGAAAGGUGAGUUUGUUCUGUCAAUUGAUUUCCCUACAGAAGUUAAGGACUAUGAUAGGACAAAAGGAGAACAUUUGAAGAACAAAAAGCAUCUUAAUAAUGUCGUAAUCGAUGUUUGGGGACACAAUAGAGAUGAAGAAUCAAACUUAAUGGAAGAGCUAGAACCACAUUCUAAUCUUAAGGGACUAGAAUUGAUUGGAUAUGGUGUGAGAAUGCCGAGUUGGGCAAAAGGAAAUAACUUGAUGAAUUUUUUCCCUACUCUCGUAAGAUUGCACCUUUCGCAGUUUCGUGUGGUUAACUUGAUAUGCGUUGGAAAUCUUCCGCGUUUGAAAUCCCUUAAAGUUGAGUCUUUGAGAGAAUUAGAGUAUAUGAUUGAUUAUAACGCGACAACAGCAUCAACUGAGAUGUCAUCCGUAGAGGGAUUAGUAUUAUUAUAUCCUUCCCUCGAGUGUCUUGAGUUAGAAUGUCUUCCGAAAUUGAAAGGAUGGCAGACAGCAAGGAAUGAGGUGAACGGGAUGGAACCAUUAUUGUUUGCUCGGUUGAAGAGGUUGAGCAUAUAUAGCUGCCCAAACACGAAAACUGUUCUGCUAUGUCCUGUUUUAGAAACGUUGCGAUUACUGGACUUCAACGAAAGACUGCAGAUAAAAAUAUCGAAGAAAGAAUCAGGGAAUCAGAAAGCGGAAGCAACUAAAACUCCAUCUCUACGAGAGGUAGAAAUAAGCAAUGUGACAUGGCUGAAGUCACUGCCCAUUGAGACUUUUCAUUGUCUUAAAAGCUUACAUAUAUCAAACGACGAGCAUAUGCUAAGUUUGAAUGAUGUUAGGGAAGUGUUCUACAGCUGCUCGUGUUCCCUACAACAGUUGAGUUUUUGGGGUUGCACUAAUUUAAGAAGUGUUAGAGAAGGAUUGGAACAUCUAACUGUAUUGGAAUACUUAAAGUUUGGGAAUUGUGUGAAUCUGAUCUUAUCAGGAGAGGAUGAUAUACACAAUAAUAUGAUGCCUUUUUAUCAUUCCCUUAAUUACUUGAGAUUUCAGUGGCUUCCACAGUUGGCAGAUUUGCCUGAUUGGAUGAGAUUCUUGACAUCCCUUCAAACACUUGAAGUUGAUAGUUGUGGAAAGCUGAAAUCCAUUCCGAAUUGGAUUUCAAGACUGACGUCCCUCGGACGACUUUUUAUCUAUGGUGGUGCAAAUGGUCUCAAGGAAAGGUGCCAAUACUCUACAGGGGAAGACUGGCCUCACAUUCAACACAUUCCUUCUAUAGAAAUCAGGCCAUGA
This is a messenger RNA of Amaranthus tricolor (Joseph's coat), 3601 nucleotides long. RefSeq names its product putative disease resistance protein RGA3. Gene Ontology annotation, biological process: defense response to other organism. The record is from RefSeq and is a predicted model, not a curated record. Lineage: Eukaryota; Viridiplantae; Streptophyta; Magnoliopsida; Caryophyllales; Amaranthaceae. Gene Ontology annotation, molecular function: ADP binding. Bases 245 to 3601 code for a protein of 1118 amino acids. The transcript has a single exon.